Molecule: messenger RNA, 1648 nt
Organism: Magallana angulata
Lineage: Eukaryota; Metazoa; Mollusca; Bivalvia; Ostreida; Ostreidae
Product: carbohydrate sulfotransferase 4-like
Exons: 3
Coding region: 503-1600 (365 amino acids)
Biological process (GO): N-acetylglucosamine metabolic process; sulfur compound metabolic process
Molecular function (GO): N-acetylglucosamine 6-O-sulfotransferase activity
Source: RefSeq, a predicted model, not a curated record
GAUAUUUAGCCUGUGUUGUCUAAAAUUCGAAUUAUUGAUAAGUGUAACUGACGAACAAAUAAGCAAUUCUGCAAUUGAUUGCCACCCCGAGAUUUAAGAACUGUUGAUAUUCACAAGCAUUUACAGUUUAUAUUUUCCCCGUCGUAUACCUCAGUAUAUAUAGAGCUCAGUAUUGUUUAACUACUUCUCGAACCUUCGCUCGAAUAAAGGUUUUUGUUUAAAAUGUUUUUUUUUAAUUAUCUUGUACUGCAAUAAAAAUAAUGACACUAGAUUUUAAAGACGCCUGAGAGAAAAGGGGCGAUCAACGGUCGUGGGGAAAUAAACAAGACCUUUUCUAUGAUAUGAAUCAGUCUUAUCCUUUGGACAAGACAUACGUGUGAUAUGAUAUUUCCUAUUUAGCAAACAAGGAUAAUACGUGGUUUCCCGUCUUAAAUAUAACAUCAAAUGUAUCGCGCAUGUCGGUGUAGAGGAGACGUUUUGUUGGUGCUGCGUUAUAGAAAACAUGAAAUGGAAAAAAUAUUGUGUGUUCGCCUGCAUUUUUGGAUUUUUGUUUGUCAUCAUGGAGGUGCAUUAUAUUUCUGGUAGAUUUAAGACUAAGUUGCAGACAGGUCAUGUGCCUAUGACAUUGGUGCUUGGUUACAUGAGAAGCGGGUCAUCCCUAACUGCUGACAUCAUUCGCGUUAACCAUGGCGAUUUUUAUAUUUUUGAACCACUCCAUGGAUUGAUAGAAUUUUCAGUAAAACAAAACAGAUCUAUUAGUUUUCUAAAUGGAACAGAACAAAGGUUAUCAUAUAAUGAUACAGACAUUGAAAAACUAAAGACAGAAAUGAUGCUGAACUGGUUUACCUGUAACUUCCAGGACAUCGACUUAAACAGCUUGUACAAUGAAUUCAUUCAUAUUUACACCCCGGAGCACGAUUUGUAUUUUAACUGCACCCGACAAGAUCGUUCAAAUGAUUCCUCUCUAGCUAUGAAUAUAGCUCCAUGCAUAUCAAUUUUACAAAAGGCUUGUGUUGAAGCUAAUUCAAGGACGUACAAAACUAUACGUUUGCAUACAGCUUCGGUCGGUUAUUUGCUUAAAAGGCUGCCGUCACUCAAAGUCAUUCACUUGGUUCGAGACCCGAGAGCAAUCUUUCACUCACAACUAAUCGGUAACCUUACUCAAUCUAACAGAAACCAUUUUCAAAGUUUUUCACGACUUUUUUGUGGCAAGAUGUUAGAAGAUAUUCGUAACGUGAAAUUGUUAACUGUUAAAUAUCAAGGACGUAUUCAGAGACUUGUGUAUGAAAAUCUUGCAUUGAACCCAAUAGAGGUAUCUAAGAGUAUAUACAAUUUCUUACGUGCACAGUUUACGAUAAAAGUAAAAGAAUAUGUUGACAGUUUGACUACUGGGCCAAUUGUACGAUGUGAAUACUGCACUAGAAGAGGAAACUCAACGUAUAACGCAUUUAAAUGGAUGCAAAAUAUUACUUCGAUGUAUCUUCACAUAAUUGACAAAAACUGUAGAGAAGUAUACAGAGAAGUUGGUUAUUCCGGAAAUAUAUCCCUGUAUAAUGAGUCGUGGAAUCCAAACAUAUAUCAAUUAAAAGCAACACUGUAAAAGUUUUAAAUUCAGAAUCAAAUAUUGAGAAUGUGCAAUAAAUAUACG